This is a messenger RNA of Rhododendron vialii, 1048 nucleotides long. RefSeq lists its product as uncharacterized. Bases 126 to 707 code for a protein of 193 amino acids. Lineage: Eukaryota; Viridiplantae; Streptophyta; Magnoliopsida; Ericales; Ericaceae. Gene Ontology annotation, cellular component: nucleus. The record is from RefSeq and is a predicted model, not a curated record. The transcript is spliced from 4 exons. Gene Ontology annotation, biological process: maturation of SSU-rRNA from tricistronic rRNA transcript (SSU-rRNA, 5.8S rRNA, LSU-rRNA).
UCUUUUUCCUCAUUUCCUUUUUUUCUUCCCCAUAAUAAGUUCCAAACGAAAGGUUGGAGACGCCCUUACCUUAACUGCACAUUUGAGAUCUUAGAGCUAGGGUUUCUCGCAGACUAGUGUUUCCAAUGGUUCCUGAGAGGGUGCUUUCGGCAGAGAGCGGUGCGCAGCUUCAGGAAGGCAUCAGUUUGGUUCUGUCUCGGUGGGCUGCCCUUCAGAUGGCCGUCGUAAACGAGUGGGGCGGCCGUGACUCUCGCCUCAAAUCCCAGCAACUCGCCCCCGACAUCUUCUCUUGGUUCACUCAAUCCAAAGAGCAAUUAUAUAUUGAUGACUUAGAAGAUAUGCUUGAAGAAUUUAUGCUCUCUCUCAACACAGAGAUCGAUGAUGGCAGCGUUGAGGAGGAUGUGCAGAUAGCUGAGAGAUUAAUGAUCAUGCAUGAAGAAUGUUUGGAAGGUAACUAUCAGUCGAUCCAAAUUUUGAGGGAAGCUGAUCCUCCGGCUGUUGUUGUUCCUCAGAUACAGGGCGUGGAUAGUGACGACGACAACGAUGACGAUGAUUCAUCAGGAAUGGUAGUUGAUGCCCCAAAUUUCCAUUCAAAUCUAAAUCGUAAGGAAACGAUGGUUGAUGAGCCAAGACCCAGUGAGACAGCUGAAGCUGAAGAUGGGUGGACAGUAGUGGCCCCUAGGCGGAACAGAGGGACAAGGAACUAAACAACACCCUAAUGCCCCGUAAAGAACUGGGUCACUAGUACUCUCUACUUGAGAGAUGUCAUAUUAUGUUAUCUAGGAAAAAAGUUUUGAAUAGAAGCCAAAGGUGUCUUUCGGCUUGCUAGCAAGUGAUUUUCCAGGAGUGCCCUGUUUUGGUUUCUCUCUUCUUCUUUUUGCUCUCCUUUCGUUUGUGUGUUUUGCUAGUAAGUUGUCAUCGUGAAAUGAGCUGCAAACUGGUUUUCUGUUACAUGAUCCCAACUCCUCAAGCAUCAUACAUACUUGGGUUCAUUCAUUUUGUUAGUAACACGUACUGUAUGUCAUGGUGCCUUCGUUUUCUGUGCUUA